AAUGAAAUCCUACUUCUCAAUCGGAUUAAUAUUUAAUGGGGCUCCAUUCACUUCCAACAUAUAUUAACCUCUAUUUGUUAUGUUGGUUUGCUUGUAAUCAGCGAGUGGGCGGUGAAGGGAGGAAACAGUGGAGGCGGAGGAGAGAUUACUGAUGCAGGGCGAUUACACACAUAGGGUGUUGUUAUGGCCGAAAAUACUGAAUUACUGUUUUUUGACACCUUUUCACACGAAAGUUCGGAGGAGCUGAAUUUAGACUUAGUACAAUUUCCUAAACCAGUAUUUGUCAGUGAGGUUCGUAUCAUACCACUUGGCGCAAGAGUUCAAGCAGAUUUUCCAGGCGGCGUUCGAUUGGGAGCCACAAAUCCUUCACAGUUUGAUAUAGAGUUUUUUGUGAAUGACCUAAGUAAACCUGGAGCUUCUACAUUUGAAAGCCUAGGUGGCUUGGAGUAUCGGCAAAAUGGCAACAUUCAACUUGAAAGUGAUAGAAGAAUUCCCACUGAUGGAUUGGUAUUGCGUGGUUGGUAUACAACCAUUACAUUGGCUGUUUAUGGAGUACUUACAAAAGCCAUUCAAGAACCUGUGGCACCUCCUCCUCCUCCUGUCAUGGUUCCUCUUCCGGUUACACCUGCAGGAACAUGUUCAGAUCCACGAGUACCUCCUGAAACCCUUGUGAAUAGUACAGCUACACCAGAAUGGGUACAGCAACAUGCACAGGUUCCAGAACCAGUAGUUGAGCAGGGUUAUAUUGUAGGUACAAAUGUACCUCCCCCUGAUCCAUAUGCUGGUAGUUAUUCUGGUGAGACAUAUCACCCACAACCUGAAUACUCUCAUCCAUAUAGAGAAGAGUGGCCUCAACAACAGAGGUCUGUAAUGCAUCAACCAACUCAUCCGCCUGCUGAGCCAUAUGAAGCACCAAAAGAUCCACGACCGAUUUCUGCAUAUGAGGGAGAACCUCUGCCAUGGGAAAGUGGAGGGUCAAUAGAGGACAAAUUACCAUGGGAAAGAGAUAGGGGGAAAGAGAGAGAAAGAGAUAGAGACAGAGAUCGUGAUCGCGAUAGAGAUCGAGAUCGUGAAAGAGAUAGGGAUCGGGAAAGAGACAGAGACCGAGACAGAGAGAGGGAUCGUGAACGUGACCGUGAGAGGGAUCGUCAUCGAGACAGAGAACGUGAGCGAGACAGAGACCGCAGCAGCAGAGAAAGAGAUCGUGAUCGUGACAGAGACUUUAGGGACAGAGAAUCAGAUCGUGACUGGGAUGUUCGCAGCAGAAGAGAAGAGCGUGAUCGUGACAGAGACCGGGAGAGAAGCACGAGUAGUGCACGUGAAUACCGUGAAGUGUCUCGUGAGAGGGAUUGGGAAAGAGGAAGUAGUUCAGGUGGUCCUGGGUGGGGAAGUCAAGGUCCUCCAAGUAGGCGUGAUCGAUCUCCAGUUAUCUCGUGGAGUGAACGAAGCUCUGAACCUCCUCCUGCUUUGAAGGGCCUUCCUAUCACUCCCCUGACUGCAGAACCUGUGGCUCCAUUGCCUUCCCACCACCAUCCUCACCACCACUCUCACCACCAUGAAGUACCACCACCAGUGUCCAGUGGAAGUCUCCAUGGCAGACACCUGCCACCCCAUCCUCACCAUGAACUGCCUCGAGCUCACUCCCGAGAACGUAGAGGGCCUGGUCCUCCCCCUCAUCAGUGGGAUCUUCAGCAGCAGUCUCAGCUCAAAGAGCGGACUUCACAGGAGAGGGACGAGCUGCUGCCGGGUAGGAAAAGGCCUCGCACACCUCCUCCGCAGGCACCCCCUGUCAGCAUUCAUCGUUCACCGAAGAGACCUCAUACGCCACCACCACCACCUCAGCUGUUGCAGCAACAACCGGCGCCAAAUCUGCUGGAAGAGAAACCUGGAGGUCUCAGGUGGCCAGUGGCUGCUCCUGUUUCCCCUACCAGAAAUGAGGCCAUCGAAGUGAAGAAAGGUACUUUCUUUGAUGUUGACUUGGUUACAAAAGGAGUGUUGAUAGGCGAAAGAGGUGAUGCUGCUCCUAUUGCAGAAGUGAGCUCACCGACCCUGUCAUCUGGAGCUCCGCAGAAAUAUGAAUCCCUCUCUCCCGGUGAUGUGGAAUCCAUAUCAGAAGGCGAGAUUCCCGAAACUGAGGCAGAUUUGGAGCCAGACCCAGCAGUGCCCAAGAUGGAACCUAUGGAUGUGGAAGGGAAUGGCCAGGACGGUGUAGGUCUCAUCCCACCCGAAGAACCUGCUGCAACUACUCCCGAAGCAAUGCCAACCCCUGAGAAGGAGAUGCCAGCUGUAAAGUCUCGUCCCACAACUCCUCCUAUUGUUCCUUCUAGCCCAGUUGCUACUUCACCUAUAAAAGUGGCAGUUCCAAGUCCAACAAUUCAUCCAUCUACUCCCCCAACCAUUAUUCCACCCAAUAGAGUAACCACUCCAGCUGAUUCUCCAAUACCUCCAGAUGAGACUGGCAUGGAUGUAGAGCAGUUUGAACCUAUCCUGAGCGAUGAAGAUAUUGUUGAUGAAAAUGAUCAGUUCCAAGAUGAAGAUUACGAAUUUUCAGAGGAAGUUGAUGAGCCAGUUAAGUCAUUUAAUCCCUUUAAUUGUGAACUGCACUCCUUGACGUUCUUGGCAGAUCCUGGUUUGUCUGCUUAUGAAGCAGAGGAGAAACGAGCUUAUCGCUUGCAGUCCCUACUUAACCCUGGGAAGACUUUACCUGUGCCCAAAGAAACCACACGUUUAGAAGAGCUAAUUCUUGUUCAAGGAAAGACUUGCACUGGAUCUUGUCAAGAUUCUAGUAAUGUGGUCCUGCAAGUGCAGGAAGAUUGGGUGGACUUGGCUGAGCAAAUUCCUCCUCUUUUGGUGCGAGGACUGCCAUAUGUUGCAAAUCGUGAAGUUGUUUCUAUUCUUCUAAAAUGGGUGCAUAUUGGUUUGGAUUUCAAUUUGGCACUUGGACAACCUCAACCUGGUUACAAAGUUCGACACAUCAAGGCUGGGGUGCGCCUUGUUGAAGCUAUGUGUCAGUGUGGAGAAACUAUGGUUAAGCGUUUGUUGAAAGCCCAAGACAUACAUUCAGCACUUUUGGAUUUGUAUCAUCGAGAUUAUAUGGCUCUAUCUAUAAAACUGAUGAUUUUACGAGCAUUAGAUGCUAGCCUUUGUUGCCAGUUUGCUGUGGAGCAUUUUAUGGGACAUAAAAAUUCUAAACUUGCAAGCGGUGAUCAUUCCAGAAAUGGAUAUCGGACGUUGUUAGAAAUGAUGCAAGGCAACCAACUAGCAAGAGUAAAGUAUGCAAUUAGUUGUCUUCUUCGUAAAUUACAUGCAUAUGAAGUUUUAGCAAAAUUGAAUGAAAGUGUGAAAGUGUUGGUUGACAACAACCCUCUUACUGUACCAGAAGAGGGUGGUGGGGAUGCUGGUAGACUAGUAAUGAAAGAAAGAAGUCCUGAUGGAUUGUUGCCUAGUAUGGAGAUUUCAGAACGCGAAGUUGAAAUGAUAGUAGCUUGCCUUGAUGAAGUUUUAAGGUUGUAUAGGGAAGCCCCAUUAACAAUGUCGCAACCAAAACGAUUCCUUCCUGUCAGCUCUCAGUUUGAGAUCAGCAUGUGUCCUCAAGAUCCAUACCCGUCUCUGUUUGCAUUCUUUCGGUGCCAUCGACUUCUAGAAUCAUGUUUGGUGUUAUUGGCUUGUCCGACUACAGCAGGUUAUUCAAGUGUGACAGGGACUGCACAAGAGAUCAUUGCUGCACUCUUGGAAUCACAAGAAGGAAUGCAAUUUCUUUCUUCAAACACUGAAGUUUGCAGUGCCAUUUUGCGAGUGCUAUUGCAACAGGCACCUCCAGUGUCUCCAGGCCCUCCAGAAGAUGGUUUAGAAGAAGGUGGUGGCUCCGCUCCUCCUGCUCAGCAGCUGGGAUUAUACAUGGCAUACAGACUCCAAGCAUUACAUCAUGUGGAUUCCCUUUUUGACAUUAUAAAUAUUGCAGAGAGCAACCAGCAAGCAUUUAUUGAUCCAGAUCAGACUGAUGUUUUAGAUCAUUUGCAUGGACUAUACAGUCUUGGUUAUUCUUCUGCUGGAAAACUCUCAUUAGUUCACGUGCUUAGCAGAGGAAAUAAUAUGAAUGUUCUUAUACAUUGCUUGUCUCAACCUGAUUCAUGUCAGUUGUCACUUGUAAACCCACAGUUGUUUCAAAUGAACUGUGCUAAAGUAAAGAAGUCUCCAGGCAAAUCCUAUGCUGCAGACCUUGUGGUUUUAACUGUAAAAUAUUCUGAUUAUGUUCCAUUCUUGCAGAAAUUUGGAAAAGAUAUUCUUGAGGUAAUUAUUAAAGAGGAAGAAAGUUGUGUGGCAAGUAGGCUUUUUGAAGUUGUGCCAUGGUUAAAAGUCGUUGAAAAUCCGUCCGUGUUUGUAUAUGAUGAUAUUGGAUUUCUGAGUGAAGUAAUUAAAAGAAAUAUAGAUACUUGUACAGCAUUCCCUGGAGAACUCAUUACAGCAAUUAGGAUCAUUAAAUAUUUAGGCAUUCCUCCUCGAGAUAAAGAUCUGACAAUUAAUCCUGAUGGUUUAGACACAGAAGAAUACAUAGAACUGAAAUAUAAAUAUGUCAUACUUCAGUUGUAUUCAUUAGAAGGCGUUUCUAAUAUUAUGUCAAUAUUUCAGAAAUUAUGCGAAUUUUAUGAGCAACCAUCCUUACAUUCUACAAAUUUUGUAGGUCAUCAAGGUUCUAUGUUGGUAUCUUUAGUUUUGCCAGCAAUGCAGUUAUUGCGAAGAAUGUUGACACAUGUUAUUCACUGCCGUAACACAGAAUUUAAAGAUUUAACUGCUGUUCCAGUGUUACUUCAAAUGUACAGUUUGAUGCAUGCUUUUCCUUCAUCGGCUUUGAGUAUUAUGGACUCUCAGAGAGUGUGUAGGGAAAUAAUUGAAACCUUACUGGCCUACACGCAGCCAGUUUCUUCUGAUGCAGCCUCUGAAACAGAAGCUUUGAACCGAAGCCUAUGGACUAUGAUGAUGUCUGAAGUUGUUAAAUAUGUUACUAUUGGGCCUCACACAUUCAUUCCAGGAUUGCUGAUUUUGUCAGAGCUAUUACCCUUACCUUUGCCAGUUCAAACACGGACAUCAUUGCCAGAAGACGAAACUAGUAGAAUAAUUAAUAGCCGAAAAUUGUGGAGUGCCCAUUUACAUUCUCUGGGAUCUGGUUUACAAGAACUUAUUGCUACGAUGAGUGGAAGCAGUUUUCAGCCACUUUUACAACUGUUGCGUCGUGUGUGUGUACAGUUGGCAGAUCUGGCUGCUCCAACUGCUUUAAUUGUCAGUCGUGGUGUUUUGGACACUGUACUUGACAGUCUACAACCACAACCAUUACCUCAAACAGUGUCUCAGCCUCCACCCUACCAACAUACAUCACCUGCAAGUCAGCCCACUCCAUCAUCCGUGGUCUCUUCACAGGCUGAAUCACCAUGUUCAGGACACACUGCUCGCCUCUUGAAUUUCCUUGCCUGCCUUGUGACACAUGCCUCUGUAAAAUCUGCUGUCCUUCAGUUGUUUUUGAGAGGUGGUGGUACAAAAGCUGAUGAACGCUACCCAGGACUAGUUGUGGCCCUAUUCAGUAUCUUGCGAUCUCCAUCAGAAUCACCAUCGCAUAUACAAGCUCAAGAAUGUGUUGUGUCUGUGAUUCAAUCGCUGUGUGAUACUGAGGUGACACUUCUUCCUCCUCCCUCUAAUGGAAUGUGUGGUGACCAACAGCUGAAUUUACCAACUGCUGAAGUAUACCUUGCAAAUGCUCUGCCACCACGAGAUUUGUUAGUGACAAUGAUCACCAUAAUGCUGGAACAUAUUUCUAACAUAGAACACAGUUUCACUACCCUGCUGCCAACUGUUCGCACAUUUCUCAUGUUAACGGAACAUGAUUAUGGAUUUUAUCAUCUGAAAAGUUGUUUGGACAAGAAGACAGAUGCCUUGUGGAAUUUAUUCAUAAAAUUUUGUGCUGGAUUUAGCAAAGAUAGUUCUGAUUGUUUGUCGACAUUGUCCACAAGUUUAGAACUUUUAAGAGUAUUCAUUUCAUUGGAAGAAGAGGAAUCUGGCCUCUCUCUUCCAGCAAGAACAAUGGUAAUGUCAGUUCCUGAGCUAGCCGUUGUACUGGGGUGGAAUAAACAAGAAGAAGAACUUCCCCAAGCAGGUGCAGUUACUGCAGAAAUUUUAGAAGGUGAAGUGGAAAGCAAAGAAGCGCAAGAUGAAGCAUCUCUUGGCCAGAACCGUAAAAAGCAUCCUUUGUUUUGCCUGGAGAAACUUUUGCAAGACUGCAGUUCAGAGGAGGAAGCAUUAGAUAGUUUACAUGAAAAUGUUACUAAUCUAAUACAUUUGCUGGAGGAAGAAGGUGGAAAGCCCGUGGAAAACAAAGAUCUUGUGGAGCCCAUUUUACCAGGACCAGAAAUAUUACUCGCCCAGUUCUCGGCCCGACCCGUUUUCAUGGUUGGGGAAGUAGAUGAUGAGAGGCUAGGCUCUACCUACUGGUUGGCCCCUCCUCCUGUUGAUGAAGCAGAUCAAGAUAUGGAACAGGUUACUUGCGAUCUAAUGGAGAUUACUCGACUGUAUCUUCCGGAUUUCCAUUUACCAAUGGAGACUGAAAGAUUAUAUAGAUUGAAGGAUAUAUCAGGUGAUGAUGAGGAAGGAGACCAAAUAAAAAAAAGAGGAGAAGAAAUGAAUAAAUACUUAGCAGCUGAUAACAAGAACAAGAGGCCUUUUGUUGCUCCUAUGAGAGGACGAGGUUUUGGAAGAUCUGUUCCCCAAAGAGGAGAUUUGUUUAGGUCUCGCCCACCUAAUACUUCACGGCCACCGUCAUUGCAUGUGGAUGAUUUUGUUGCAUUGGAAAUAUCAGGUCAACAACCAACUGGUCCUACUGGCUACAACAAAAUAUCAAUGCGAGCUGCAAAAGACAUAAUUGCUACCAGAUCUCGGGGCAGAGGUCGGGCUUUUGCUUCUGAUCGUGGUCGUUUCUUUGGUUCAACAACUCCCUAUAACCGACGUGAGAAUGGUCGAGGAAUUCCCCGUGGUGUUAGUUCAAUGCCUCCAAGGGUUGGAAAUGGUCGAGGAGCUGUAUCACCAGCGUGGCCUCCACAUAACAGUGAUGGUCCCAGCCCCACGAAUCAACCGGCUCCUCAGUCUCGAUCAUUCAGGACACCAGAAAUGCGUGACAUACGCAUGAUGCCCCGUUCUGAAGAAAAAUUUAAUGCAACUGGAGGAACUCGUUUUGGAAGUGGAAGAGGGGUUCGUGGUGGUGGUGGUGGAGGAGGCGGCGGUGGCGGCGGCGGCGGCGGCGGCGGCGGCGGUGGUGGUGGUGGCAGUGGUGGCGGUGGUGGUCCUGGGGGAUGGCAAACUAAAGAUAAUCGAGAGAGAUUUGGAGGACCUAGUGUUCGUGGAGGAGGGAGACGGGACCCACCUGUCAGACAUGUGCGAGCUUUUACACGAUAAAAGUGUUGCUGGUGCCACUCAAGAUAUUGUGCAAUCACUUGCCUGCACCAUUAUUUUACCUAUACAAUGAAGGGAGUGUUACAUAUUCUGUUAAAACACUCAAAGUAAUUUGAUGUAAAUCUUUUCUACAGAGACUUGAUUUUAAUUUCCAUUUCGUACUUGACACAGAGUGAUAAAUUUGUGUAUAUAAUUUAAUCAAUUUGACAGAACUUACAGCAAGUUCUUAAAAAACUGUCUAAGCAUUAGUGUAAGCUAUUUGCUGGUUUGAGGAAAAUUAUUUAAACAAGAAAACAAAAAAUUACGAUUUUUAAAAUGAACUUGUAAAUGCACCAUGUACCUAGUCUCUGAGGAACCUAGAACAGUUCUGAGAAGUGACACGCGAUCAUUCGUGCAUGAAAUGAUUAGUGGGACACAAUAGUUUUUUUGUGAAGUGCCAUUUUAGGAGAGAACAAUGUGUGUGUAUUGAAAUUUUUUUCUAAUCAACAUGUGUUGAUUUCUGAUCAUCACAAUAUUUUAUUGGGUGCACUAGUUCUUUGGUUUACCAAGACCUUCAUAUGUUGUAUAAUUUACUCAUUGGUUUAAGUCUGUAAAGUUGAACAGUUGUAAACAUUUUGUGAUUUUUCAUGUUGAAGUUAACUUAAAUUUAAGGAAUUGUUGUCCCAGAUUUUUUAUUGCUUACUCUGUGAAAGCUUUAAUAAUACUAGAUACUUACCUUAAAAGAUUUAGUGUCAUAUAUUUCAGUGGCAUUAAGAAAGAAAUAAGUAUAGUUUUUGUUUGUGUUUUUAUGUUAUUUUUACAUACAUUAGAAAAGACAAUUUAUCUUAUUUUCCUGCUAGAGUUAGAAAUGGACUUUUCCUGUUCAUAAUGUUGUCUUUGAUUUUUUAGCGAAUGAAAUGUCAAGUUACGAGCAUUAUUUUAUGCUAAGGAUUUAGGGCAAAUGUGUACAAGUACCAAAAAAUAUUCAGCAUUCAUAGUACUAACUUCUAAAACCAGGGAUAGUCAUAAAGAGUUUAUUGUAUUUUUACAUAAAGAAUUUGUUCUGUAUGUAAGGUUCGCUGAAUCUUCCUAGAUUGAGUAUAUUUGUUUAUUCAGUACUUGUUUGUAUGUAAAUAUGUAUCUGUACAUUUUGAAAAUAUAUUUUACAAUGAUUUAAGUCAGUAAUGCCAGGUUUGUAAAGAGAAAAGUUUUUCAGAGCAGAAAAACAAAAAAUGAGAUAUAUUGCUUUUGAAAUAAAAUGACAAAGGUAUUUUAAA
Molecule: messenger RNA, 8690 nt
Organism: Gryllus bimaculatus (two-spotted cricket)
Lineage: Eukaryota; Metazoa; Arthropoda; Insecta; Orthoptera; Gryllidae
Source: the annotation of a GenBank genome assembly